AUGUCGGACCCAUCGCAGUACUGCGUGCAAUGCCGCACCACCUAUGCUGUGGCUAUGUUCAUGCGUGAGAAUGGCGACGGGCCUUUCAAGCGCUGCAACACGUGCCGACAGAAAAACACCAACGCACAUCGAGCUUGGCGUCAGUCUCAUCCCCAGAAUCAAGGCCACGACCCCCAUGGCUCGUCCGCCGCCCCUGGCUCUUCUGCUGCCGCUGUUGGUCCGCCUGUUGCUGCUGGCCCAUCUGCUGGGGCUGUCGUGAGCAGGGCUUUCACUAAAGCGGCUAACGCUGACAAUACCCCCACUGGAAAUAUUUCGGCCAAGACUCUCCCAGGCGCCACUCAACAUUUUAAUAAAACCCGUGACAUCGUUGUUGCUCCCGAGAUUAUUGAAACUGUCGCUGGAAUUACUAUCAGCAAGACAGUGAUCACGAUCACUAACGUAAUCUGCAAUGUGGAGAAGGGUGGGGGUGAAGAUAUAGCAUCUCCUGAGAUCGAAACUCAACACGACGCUUUGAUGACUGGCACAAUUCCGUAUCACGACACGAACGACGCAUACUCCAAAAAUGAGAAUGAUGGCGAUGACGAUGAGUCGGAGAACAGCAAUACUCUUCGCGGACGUUUCUUCUGUGUGCACUGCGAGCGAGUUCGUGAGGCCAAACAAUGUGGACUCUUCUUCUGUCUUUCCUGCAUCGGAGGUGCGAAGCAGUGUCUCGAGUGUCAGAUGCCCCGACCUUGGUCUCACUUUGAAGAGACAGGGCACAAGGAGGAGGGUUAUGAAAGCUCUUCUGAGUCUUCGCAACCGAGAUCGGAGACCCUGGGUGAUGCUGAUACUGAGAUUUAA
Messenger RNA from Penicillium nucicola, 840 nucleotides. RefSeq lists its product as uncharacterized. Lineage: Eukaryota; Fungi; Ascomycota; Eurotiomycetes; Eurotiales; Aspergillaceae. The record is from RefSeq and is a predicted model, not a curated record. Bases 1 to 840 code for a protein of 279 amino acids. The transcript has 2 exons.